UUCAGUUUGAACCGUCGUAACGCGCGCGCGUGUGUGUCCGCCUCUCUCGGUCCGUCCGUGCCCGGAGAGUUUCUGUGUGGCAGCCGAUCGGCUUCCGGCGGCGUUUUGUUAUCCAAGACGGCAGUGUGUGUGCGUGUGUGUGGGGGGUGACUGCGUGUACAGGUUUUACAACACCUUAAACGGAUCAAAACCUGCCCCCGCCCCGGUACACACUUCGUGACAAACACACGCACGAAAAAAGGCACAGUUCUGUGUGCCAGUUGGGCCCAUUUGACACACGGACGUCGUACGUUUUGUCCCAAGGUUUCCCUGGGUUACCUCUCACAGGAGCUGUGCACGCGUGUGUUUCUGUGUCUGCUUGCGUGUGCGCGUGUGUGCGUUUGUUACAUGAUGGAGAAGGAUUCAAACGAUUACGGUGCACACCUUGCUCCAGUGCCGUGAAGAGUGCCCUGUGUUUGAUCCCCCCAUACCCCCAGUUUGUGGUUUAUUUUCACAUCGCCUUUUGGGUGCUGAAGUGUCUGCUGGCGUGUACAAAAAACCGGACACACGCAGUGUGCGGUGUGUGCGUGUGUGCGCUUCCGCUGCGUGGUGUGUGGUGGUACCUGUGGCGUGCGCACGCGGGGCAGUAGGAAAGGAGCAACCUGCCCGACUGUGUGUGCGGCGAACGCGAAAACGGCUUGUGUGUGUGUGCGUGUGUGUACGUUGUGCACGGUGUGCGUUUUUGCGAAAAGUUUUGGAAGUAAAACGUGGCCAACAGACACACACACACGUACGGUGGCCCCCGGAGAAGGGAGGUGGCCGGGGUAAACGCACGCAUUGCAGCCCCCGAGGUGGUGGUGUCCUCCACACAGUGCCAUCGCCGCCGCUGGCUCCGCCAAAACGCAUCACGCUUUUAUUGAAGCGAAAUAACAUAUCGGAUGUCCCCGGAAAGGACACUUGAUGAAGACAGCAGCAGCAGCAGCAACAGCAACGACAGUACCAGUGUCCAUCAUCUAAUUGCGGAAGAAUCGAUCGAGGAAGAGUUGCUGGAGGAGGAAACGCUGCUCGAGCCGGCGGAAACGAUCGUCGGAGAUCACGUGACGGUCGAGACGUCGUCGCCGGUGCCAAGCCCCGGCGCGGAAACGACACUGUCCGCCUGCCCGCUCGGUGGCGCUGGUAUGACCGAGGGUCCCGCCGCCAGCAAGGCAACCACCGGCACCAGCAUGGUACUGUCCGCGAUCCCCCUGGACCAGUCCAUCAUGCAUCAGCAAAUUCUGCACCUGCACCAGCAGCAGCACCAGCAGCAGCAGCAACACAGCGUGAACCAUACGAUCAACAACAAUAAUACGAGCUUCAAAAAUCACAACAGUAGCCACGCAGGGAAAAACAUCCUGCUCGGCAACAACAACAACAGUGGCAGUGGCACAGUUACACACCAAAUUGUGCAUCCACACCACCACCAGCAGCAGCAGUCGCAGCACCACCAAACGUACACCAUCAGUCUGGGCAGCAGCAGCGCUGGUAACGGCACCAACCACUACCAAACGGUUACCACGGUAACGUCGAACGGUGCUCCGGUCGUCAACACCACCACCGGAAGUAGCAGCAGCAGCAAUAUGGCGUCCGACCGCAGUGGAACGGCCGGUGCACUCGCACUAGUGACCGGAGGGGCCGCCACCACCGUGGUCAAUGCAGCCGUGCCAUCGUCACCGUCCUCGUCCUCAUCCUCCUCCUCCCCGGCAUCGCUCGGUGCUCCUACCAACAGCAGCGCCGGUGGUGGUAUGCUGGUGGUGACGGAUCGCAACGGAACCGCCACCACGACGACCACGGGCAAGCUGGUGCUGCUGCAUCAGGGGCGCGCGGGCGAAGAUUAUAUAACAACGACGGGCGAAACGAUCAACGGUGGCAACAUCGUGCUGCUGGCAACGGAACAGAUGGACAUGGCCGAGCACGACAUCAUUAACAACAACGUUAUCAUCAGCACCGCGGGUGGCACGACGCGCACCGUCGCGCUGCCCGCCCAUCCCGCCCAUGCGCACGGUGGUUCGCCCGCCGGUUCCGGGCCGCCCGGGAACGGUGACGAGGAGCUCACGUCGUUGUCCUGGUUGCAGGAUAAGAAUUUACUAAAAGGUAUCAACCUGUCCAAAGUGCCAGUCUCAUCGCCCGACAGUCCUAGGCAGGGUGGCGGUACUGCCGCUGCUGGUGGCGUUGCCGGUGGCCGCAUCUCGCCGACCAGUGACUUUGUGGAGGAUUCGUCCAGCAUUUCCGAGGACAACAACUCGUCGGCCAACUCAUCGUCGGCGGAGCAGAGCACGGGCAGCAGCGCCGGUGCGCCGGCUUACUCGACCGAUCCGGCGCCGCCGGGUACGCCCGACCGUCGUACGCCCUCGCAGCAUCUGUACCAGCAUGGGGCCGGCCCGGCGAAGGCAAUCACCACGCUGAACGGGGACACGAUCAUUGGCAUUCCGGUCAUAGCGGUCAAUCAGCAUCACCAUCACGCGCUCGCCGGUAGCAAUGGUAGCGGCAGCAGCACCGUCCAGCAGCAGCAGGUCAUUCUGGAUGGUGGCAAAACGAUGAAGGUGUCGGUGAUGACCAGCCCGUCCCCGGCAGCAGCGUCACCGUUCAUUGUGGCCGGGUCCGCAGCGGCAAGCACGGUACCGUCGGCGUACGGCAUCGUUUCCUCGCCCGUUAGCUCCUCGGUGGCGGCAGCUCCCGUGGCCGCUUCGACACCGCACAGCGCGAAUUCCAACAGUACCGCUAAUAGCAGCGGUACCACUACGAACACCACCACCAGCAGCACUACCACCCCGCAUCAACACUUCCACAAAAAGUAUUUGCGCGAGGAGCUGGUGAAACAGCAGCAGCAGCAACAGCAGCAGCAACAGCAACAGCAACAGCAGCAACAGCAGCAACCACAACAGCAUCAACCAAAUCCAAAAACCGCCACCAUCGGUGGCACAGUCACGCUUAUGUCAACCGGUGGCACUAGCAGCAACAUCUUCGUCACACCGAUGAAACAACUAACAAGCAGGUACGGCAGUGCUGUGAAGUACGAGGAUGACGUGAUCGAGGAUCGCCACUAUCCACCGCCGGCAGCGCCGGUCAAGAACGGCAGCAGCAGUUACGGUGGCAGCAGCAGCACCAUGAGCUCGCCGAAUGUCAGCGGCGAGGAGUACGGCAACAGCGUCGGCAACACCGUGACCGUGUACGGUGGGCUCAACAUGAUCAAACCAUCGCCCGUGUCCUCGCCGACGAUGCUGUCGCCAGCGCACAACGGUAGCACGGGCAACGGUUUAAUUAUCCAGCAUCAUCCAAGUCAUUACCAGUCGCAGCAGCAGCAGCAGCAGCCGAUUGCGACACCUCCACCACAGCAGCAGCAGCAGCAACCGUUACCGCCACCGUCCACCAGCUCGCUGUCCAUGCCGGCAUCGCCCCAAUCGAGCAGUGCCGUCAGCCCGUCGAAGUUAGCUCCGCCGAAGGCAAAGCAUCCGACCAACGUGCCAUACGAUCCGCUUGUACACGUCAACAGCAAGCCACCGUUCAGCUUUAGCUCGCUCAUCUUUAUGGCCAUCGAAAACUCGCAGCAGAAGGCGCUGCCGGUGAAGGAGAUCUACGCCUGGAUCGUGCAUCAGUUCCCGUACUUUAAAACCGCCCCGACCGGCUGGAAGAACAGUGUGCGCCACAAUCUGUCGCUCAACAAGUGCUUCCAGAAGGUGGAAAAGGCUGCGAAUCUCGGCAAAGGCUCGCUGUGGAUGGUGGAGCCGCAGUACCGGCCGAACCUGGUGCAGGCACUGUCGCGCUCGCCGUUCCACGCCGGUUCUGGCAUCGACAAGGCAACGUACAAGAGCAUGCAGCAGCAACGUUCCACCAAUGCCAGCCCGACCGGCAAUGGUGCACACUAUUCCAAGCAGGACAACUUUCCUCAGCUGACUAGCCGGCUGGCGCCGGCCGAUGCACAAAACGGUCUGCUGCAUCAGGACGAUCUGGACGACAUUAGCCGCUCCUCGACACCGAUCGACUACGACGGUGGUGCCAGUGGUGAUCUGGCCCCCGGUGUCGGCGGACCGCCACAUCACAGCCCGUAUCGGCCCCAGCAUCAUCACAUAGCGCACGAGCAGCAGCACCAGCACCCGCUGCCGGCCGUACAUCACGCUCACCAGCAGCUGAUUGCCGUGGCGGGCGGUGGCUUCCAUCGGCACAGCAACGGUUCACCCGAACCGCCCAUGAAUGGGGCGGCGAACGGCGCUACCGGGACCACCACCACCUAUCUGACGACCGCCGACGGUACGACGAUUGUGUCCUGUCCGGGCGGUGUCGUGUACAUGAAUGGGGGCAGUGUGGGUGGCGCCACCAGCCUGCCGAAGGAGCUGGUGGCGGGGCGCGAAUGGAGCGCCGACACGAUAGAGGAUGUGAAUGCCGCCACCGCAAUGCUAGCGCUCAAGCAUGGACCUAAGAUUUUCACCGAAAGCUCGUUCCGCAAUGGCAACCCACCGGUCAUUACCACCUCCCCGAGCGAGGACCACACGUACUCGGCCGGCGGUGUCGGCGUGCAGGAGCAGCUGGCGGUCGCCAAUGGAGCGGCUGCAAACGGCGGCACUGCCGCCGCGGUGGUAGCGAAUGGAUUGAGCUGCUGCUCGUCGUCGGACGAACGGUACGAGCCGCCGCAGCACAGCAAGCACCACCACCACCACCACAACCAUCACCAGCCAGCACCGCAUCAUCACACGGCGAUCCAUCAUGCGCACCAGCCACAGCAGCAUUCGAUCCGGCACAGUGACAACGUCAGCAAUGGCACCUCCUCGGACGCUACGUACGAAAGCAGUGAGGAAAGCCAUCCCGCUCAUGUCGCCUCCGCCGAAGACGUUGAGGAACGCCGCCGCCAGGAAGGUGUGUUCGCGCUGCUCAACCUCGCCCAGAUGACCUACUCGCCCGCCUCGUCCAUGUCCUCGUCCACGUCCACGCUGUCGUCGCCCGCCUCGUCGACGGGUUCGCUGAAGCGUGCCGCACCGGCCAACGGUUCCUCCGACGCGCCGUACGCGCCGCUCCACAACAGCGCGUACCGGCUGCACCCCGCCACCGGUUCGCCCGAUCGCGUCCGAACGGGCUCGCCACAGCUCCCGCCGGCCCACCAACAUCACCAGCAUCUGCACCAUCACCUGCAAGCGAACGGGCAUACUAUGCAUGCCGACCAGCAGCAGCAGCAGGCUGUAAACACUCCUGCCGGCGGCAACAUUCUGCAAACGAUGCCGAUCGUUUCGUACUACGGCGGUGGUGGUGGAGGCAGCACCAGCAGCAGCAGCACCAGCAGUGUCGAUCUAGCCCGCCAGUACGCUUCGCCGCCACCGGCAAAGAAAACCAAACCACGCUCAUCGCUCAAGAAGCUGAAGAAAAAGUCGCUCGGCCGGUAAUGCACUGGGUCGCGCCACCGUUGGCAUCGGCCGCAUCGCUGCUGCGGUACCGUCCCGAUCUGGAACGACUGACAACACACAAACACACACACACACACACACACAUCCGCACCGCUCGCACGCAUCACCGCACUGGGCGGUGCGGUGGGCGGACCCUCUAGAUUCAUCACUGGACGCGCGCACUAAAUUGUUACUAUUGUUGCUGCUCUUAGCGAAGCACACUACUGUUGAAUUCACGUUAAUAUUUUAAAAAGCGAAACUCUCAUCCCCGCGAAAGUAUGGGAGCUGGCGGGGGGGCAGGAAAAAAAAGGAAAAGCUAUAGGAAACGCCAACAAUGUCUUCCAUUGUUCGUUUCCCCGUUUAGAUGUUCUUGUUCGGGUAUUCUAACACUCUAUUGCCUUAUUGAUGUACACACGGCGCACGGCGCAGAGCCGCGAGAGAGAGAGAGAAAGAGAGAGGGAACGGUUGCAUGACUUUCGCAAUUGCAAUUGCACGUGUACAGCGCGGCACUGUACAAUGGUACGCAGGACACCACUGUACGGGGAAUGUAUAAAGUGUGAUAACAUGUUGGAACACCUUUGCAUCUGUUUUACCUCGCCAAUCCCAUCUCCUCCCUCUCCACAGGGGGGCCGGUUUCGGCUUGCAACCACCGUACCCGUGCGUGUCUCUUUCUCCUGGCGCAUCUGUUUCAACCACGUUCACCUGCGAACUGUUUUUAAUCCCGUGUUUUAGCUAUCUUUCGUUGCUGUUUUGUGUGUUAGUGGAUCGAUUUUGUGUGCGAAACACGGCACCCCGAUGCAGUAGUAGUAGUAGUAGUAAUAUAGCAGUUAGGUGUUAGGUGGGUGUGUGCGUUGUUUUCGCCACUUGAAAUCAUCAAAGCGGUUCGGUAGAGUUGAACUCUCCUGCGAGAAAAGUAAAAAAACAAACAAGCAACAAAUCUCUAAGAGAGGAAAUUGUAAAUCGUUUUCAAAAAAUGGUUCCCAUCCAGCUGCUGGAAUAGGUUUUCGUUAGACACAGGCCUCCGUUGUACGGAAAGCGGGCGAGAAGCAUGUUAGGAGGAGCAUGUUCGUUAAUGCUUUCGCAAGUUUGUUCACCGAAGCACAAGCAUAGCUUGUUGUCCGAGCUCGUUUUUAGUGGCACCCGUCGGAAGGGUGUUUCCGCUGUUCCCCGUUUAGCGUAGAACACAAUCCUCGCCUUUGCGUAUAGCUUGUUUUGUUAUUUUCUUUUAUUGGGCCGUGUUUUGUAGGUCCUGUUUUCAUCAUGUUUCCAUUACAAUCAACCAUUUGCUUAAUUGUUUUUCGGUUUAGUGUAGUGUAGAGAUGUAGGAACGAUUGUGAGCGGAGUUUUACUAUUUUCCCGCAUAACACGCAUCGGCCACCCCGUGUACAGUGCUCGUUUAGCAAACGAAGCUGCAAGAAGCCAAUCAAUGAAGUUUGUAAUGUAAGAAACCCUUUACCUAACAGCAGCAAGACAAAGAAAAUGAAUGAAGAAAGAGAGAGAGAGAGAGAGAUAGAGCGAGAAAGAGAGAUAGUGAAGGAGAGUGAAAGAUAGAGAGAGAGAGCAGGGGAAAGGUGCGGAAACGCGCAAACCGUAGUCAAAAUGGCACCAAAAUUGCAUUUUUUGUUUGUUUUUAUAUACUUGUUUAACAGUUGUUUCGAUUUUAGUGCUCCGUGUUUAUGUUUGCCCCUAUUUGUUAGCAGUUAUCGAUUACAAAGCAAACGUGUCGUCUAGCCGCGGCGGGGUAGUAUCGAUAUACUACCUUUGAGCGGGGCGAACUUGCUAAGACUAAUUAACGUUAUGUUCUAUGCAUACAUUUAUAUAUCUUUAUAUAUAUAUAUAUAUAUAUACAUCUACAUACAGCUAAGAGAAGAAUAAGAAACGAGUGAUUUAUGAUAUGAUAAGCGAAAAAUAAGUGGAAAGUGAAGGAGUGUGACAGGGGAUCAUCGCCUCCGAAACCGACCGAACCACACCAUAGAAGAAAAAGAAGAAGAAGAAGAAGAAAAAAAGGAAAGUGGUCAACACACAGCACUUAUCUACUCGCGCCUUCAAUAUAGUUAUUCACUUAUCCCCUAACACACCAUUGUCCUACUAUCGAUUAAGAAGAUCCUGACCGAUUUUUGCUAUAAAACCAGACGCGGGGAGAGGCGGUUGGAAGGUGAUGUGUUCGGUCCCCGUCCCCAAACGUGAUGAUAGCGCCAUUUUCCCCCUCCUCCCAAUUUGGGGCGAUGCUUCAAUCAAACUAUUGUUUACGAACGUUAACGUUUAAGGUGUAAUUUGUGCGACGUAAGCCGUUCAAGCGUCAAGCGAGAUGCCAUCGAAGGGGAAGAAGGCCAGCGCCGGUAGGAAGAGAAAAAGAUAAUAGAAAAACGGAUUUCAGUACGGUUUUCCCCCCUCUUUGGAUGACUUUCCCAAUAUCGGUGGAACGCAAACCGUGUAGUAGCGUAAUGAUGUGCGAGAAGCCGGGGUGGUUGAGUUGCUACGUUUAUCUAGUGCUUUACAUACUUCCUUGUUUAAGUUUGACAGUUUGUUUGACUAUUACUACUACUACUAAUUGUAAUAUCACGUAUUUUCACGUACGCCAAUCAUAUGUAGUUGGGUAAGCAAAAGAGAGAGACAGAGAGAGAGAGAGAGAGAGAGAGAGAGAGAGAGAGAAAGAAAAACAAACACACCUAACAUAAGCAAUCAAAUGAGUAAGGAUGUUAACGUGUAACGCGCUGCACGGACCAAGGAAGGGGAGGGAUGGCAGGCAGGUUUAGGAAAAGGAACCUGGUGUCCUGGUGCGGCAUUCAGUAAUGCAACAGAAGCAACGUAAUCAUCUACUUAUAUAGUCCCCUUUAUAUUGGCAAUGAAAGGCGUAUAGAAGCAAAAAUGCAUCAUCCUCCCGUAGCCGCCUUGUCGUCGACGUAGCUUCCUGUCGAACUUAAGCCCUGUUUGUUUGCGUUACUAUUAGCAACUGUUUUUUUCUUAUUAACUAAACUAAAGAAAAGAAAGGAAAAACAACCCCCCCCCCCAUCUCCCUUUUUGAUAUAAAAUCUAUCCCGGUUGAUCAUGUACACUGUUGAUUGCCUAGUUUUCUAGUGAUUAGUUAGCUACAAAUAGAACACUGAGCCAGAAGCGAUACACACAUAUAGCCACGCGGUGUGCGUGCGACUAUUGGGUGAGCUAGGCUAGCCGGACUACUAGACGGUGGAUUUGUUUGUUGAAUAAGUUUAGCAAUAGUAGCAAGUAGCACAGCAGUUUAUUGUAAUACGAAAAUAUGGCGCUAAAUGAUAUUUAAUAGCAAAUGAUUGAUUUCAGAAUAAGAAGAACAUUUUUCGUUGUUUUA
Molecule: messenger RNA, 8712 nt
Organism: Anopheles coluzzii
Lineage: Eukaryota; Metazoa; Arthropoda; Insecta; Diptera; Culicidae
Gene: CHES-1-like
Product: serine-rich adhesin for platelets
Exons: 10
Coding region: 918-5387 (1489 amino acids)
Biological process (GO): regulation of DNA-templated transcription
Cellular component (GO): nucleus
Molecular function (GO): DNA-binding transcription factor activity; cis-regulatory region sequence-specific DNA binding
Source: RefSeq, a predicted model, not a curated record